Messenger RNA from Paecilomyces variotii, 1298 nucleotides. RefSeq names its product kinase-like domain-containing protein. The record is from RefSeq and is a predicted model, not a curated record. The transcript has a single exon. The coding region runs from base 357 to 1199 and encodes 280 amino acids. Lineage: Eukaryota; Fungi; Ascomycota; Eurotiomycetes; Eurotiales; Thermoascaceae.
UACCCGACCGCCCCUCUAUGAUAAAUGCAACGCUCCUCCCAACGUUUGGCCAUUGAUGCUGCUGUGGGCUGGUCGAGGCCGGCGUGAUAUCUGCCCUUCGCGCGAGACACAGAUAUGCGAGUUCAUAUGUCCAAGGAAUGGACAAUUUGUCUGUCGCGUAGACAUAAAUUUAGCGUCCCCUUGGCGCCGCGAACGUCGUCGUCGCGUGUCUAGCUCUUCUCUGCGUUCAACUCUUCUAACACUGCCCUCUAGAGCUUUUCCAUUAUCAAGAAUCUAACUAUAUACUUGAGUACGUAUAGUCUGCUAUAGUCAGAUGACUUUAUGCUAAAACAUCUUGCCAUCUUGCGACCAGCGCCAUGAUCGCAUGCAUCCUUGGUAGAAUAACAUCUUUUAUUCUACAAGUUAGGCUUCUAAUCGGCAAGAAGGUGUUUGGUUCUCUAGGGCCGACCCUCGUCAAGAUUAGUCGAGACCGAGUCAUCAAAGGGCCUUGUCAAUUGGCAGAGCUGGAAGCUCUCAACUACGUCGCCAAAUCCACAUCCAUACCUGUACCAAAGGUUUACGCGACCUACGAUCAGCUUGAGGGACUUUACAUUGAAAUGGAAUACAUUAAGGGAACAAGUCUUGAAACCGCAUGGAUUGGUGGCGUUUUGUCCCCAGCUCAGAAAAAGGCUAUUGUCAAAGAGCUUGCUGGCUUCGUUGAACAGCUUCGACGGCUCAAACCACCACAUGAGGGAAUAGUGGCUUCAGCAGAACUCAGAGGUGUUCUCGACUAUCGGGUGGGAACCAGUCUCUUUGGGCCAUUUCAUGAUCAUGAAGAGUUCCAUUCUUUUCUUCGUGGGCAUAUUCCCUUAGAGAAUUGUUCACAGGUAUAUGGCGAAGCAGUUUCACGUUGUCAUUCUCGUCAAUAUCGAAGCUGCUUUUCCCACUCAGACCUCGUGCCGCGAAAUAUCAUUGUUCGCGAUGGCAAGAUCGUUGCGCUAGUUGAUUGGGCAUUCGCGGGUUGGUAUCCAGAGUAUUGGGAAUACACGAAAGCGCAUUAUGGACUCCUCAAUAUGCCUGACUGGUAUGAGGAACUUCGAAGUGUUGUAGCGAGGUAUGAUGAUGAACUGGCUGCAGAACGUGCUUUAUGGGAGCAGUUCAACGAACCGGGAAUGGCACAGCAAUGGGUCAACAACUUUGCGACCUCAAAGCGUGUAUAAUCGACCGUUGUUUAGGACACUUGUCUGUAUUAUAAUCCUGUACACUAAUUCAUUUCGUAAGAAUAGUCAGUCAUCGAUGUGGACUCCUGCCAAUGAUCC